CACUGAACGAAUUUGUUUAUGCGAAAAAACCACGCAAGUUCCAAGCGAUUGGAUAUUUGUUGGUGGGCUGCUGCUGGUGUGUCUGACGUGACCGUGUCCAUGUUAAACUAACCGCAAAAUGCUGCGCAUACGUCGACGCUUCGCACUGGUGAUCUGCUCCGGCUGCCUGCUGGUCUUCCUCAGCCUCUAUGUGAUCCUAAACUUUGCGGCGCCGGCGGCCAAUCAGAAAAAGCCAAACUUCAUGGCGAUCGAGAAAAAGCUGCAGCAGUCGGAGAAUGGUCUGCAGGAGCACGGAGAGGAGAUGCGCAGCCUGCGCGCCCGCCUAUCUAAGUCCUCGGCCCGUGAGGAGCCGCUGAAAAUGCCGCUUAAGGUGCCCCGUUCAGCCACGCCAGGCCAGUGCCAGGAUGUGGUGCACGAGGUGCCGGAGGUGGAAGUGCAGAUGCUGGAGCUCUACGACCGGAUGUCCUUCAAGGACAUCGACGGCGGAGUGUGGAAGCAGGGCUGGAACAUCAAUUACGAUCCGCUCAAGUACAAUGCCCACCACAAGCUAAAGGUGUUUGUGGUGCCGCACUCACACAACGAUCCCGGCUGGAUCCAGACUUUCGAGGAUUAUUACCAGCAUGACACCAAGCACAUCCUGUCCAAUGCGCUUCGCCACCUGCACGAGAACCCCGAGAUGAAGUUUAUCUGGGCGGAGACCUCGUACUUUGCGCGCUUCUUCCAUGAUCUGGGGGAGAACAAAAAGCAGCAGAUGAAGUCCAUUGUCAAAAGCGGCCAGCUGGAGUUCGUCACCGGCGGAUGGGUAAUGCCCGACGAAGCCAAUUCUCACUGGCGCAAUGUCCUGCUGCAGCUGACUGAGGGCCAGACCUGGCUUAAGCAGUAUCUGAAUGUCACGCCCACCGCCUCCUGGGCCAUCGAUCCUUUCGGCCACAGUCCCACUUUACCUUACAUCCUGCAAAAAAGUGGCUUCAAGAAUCUCCUCAUCCAGCGCACACACUACUCGGUGAAGAAGGAGCUGGCUCAGCAGCGACAGCUGGAGUUCCACUGGCGCCAGAUAUGGGACAACGAAGGAGACACGGCUCUUUUCACACACAUGAUGCCGUUCUACUCGUAUGACAUCCCCCAUACUUGUGGUCCCGAUCCCAAGGUGUGUUGCCAGUUUGAUUUCAAGCGGAUGGGCGCCUUUGGUCUGAGCUGUCCCUGGAAACUGCCGCCGCGAGCCAUCGUGGAGGGGAAUGUAGCGGCCCGUUCGGACCUGCUGGUGGACCAGUGGAAGAAGAAGGCCGAGCUGUACCGAACCAACGUGCUGCUGGUUCCUUUAGGCGACGAUUUCCGCUUCAAACAGAACACCGAGUGGGAUGUGCAGCGGGUGAAUUACGAGAAGCUCUUCGAUCACAUCAACAGCGAGGCUCACUUCAAUGUGCAGGCACAGUUUGGCACCCUGCAGGAGUACUUUGAUGCAGUGCACCAGGCGGAGAAGGUAGGCACGGCUGCCUUUCCCACGCUCAGUGGCGACUUCUUCACAUAUGCCGAUCGCUCGGACAACUACUGGAGUGGCUAUUACACCUCCCGGCCCUAUCACAAGCGCAUGGAUCGUGUACUGAUGCACUAUGUCCGCUCGGCCGAGAUGCUCUCCGCCUGGCACUCCUGGGACGGGAUGGCGCGCAUCGAAGAGCGCCUAGAGCAGGCCCGCAGGGAGUUGUCGCUGUUCCAGCAUCACGACGGCAUUACCGGCACUGCCAAGACGCAUGUGGUAAUAGACUACGAGCAGCGCAUGCAGGAGGCCCUGAAGGCCUGCCAGGCGGUGAUGCAGCAAUCGGUCUAUCGCCUGCUCACCAAGCCCUCCAUCUACAGUCCAGAGUUUAGCUUCGCUUACUUUACGCUGGACGACUCACGCUGGCCGGGUUCGGGCGUGGAGGAUAGCCGCACCACCAUCAUCCUGGGCGAUGAGCUACCAACCAAGCAUGUGGUUAUGCACAACACCCUGCCCCACUGGCGGGAGCAGCUGGUGGACUUUUAUGUGUCCAGUCCGUUUGUCAGCGUCAGUCACCUCUCAAACGAUCCGGUGGAGGCUGAAGUGUCUCCCGUUUGGAGCUGGCACCAUGACACGCUCACGAAGACCAUCCAUCCGCAGGGCUCCACCACCAAGUAUCGCAUUAUUUUCAAGGCUCGAGUGCCGCCCAUGGGACUAGCCACCUACGUUCUGACUAUCUCAGAGACUAAACCAGAACACACAUCCUUUGCCUCGAAUCUCUUACUACGAACCUUACCUAUAUCCGUGCCUUUGGGCGAAUAUCCCGAAGAUGUAAAGUUCGGUGAGCCUCGGGAGAUAUCCUUGCGUGUGGGAAAUGGUCCUACCUUGGCAUUCACAGAACAGGGUCUGCUCAAAUCCAUUCAGCUGACCCAGGACAGUCCGCAUGUUCCUGUGCACCUCAAGUUCCUAAAGUACGGCACUCGUCAGCAUGGAGAUCGAUCUGGAGCCUACCUGUUCCUUCCCAAUGGACCUGCUAUGCCUAUACCGGCCAACAAGCCAGUGGUCCUUGUUACGAAGGGCAAACUGGAGUCAUCAGUGAGUGUUGGACUGCCCAAUGUGGUUCACCAGACGAUUUUGCGGGGUGGAGCGCCGGAAAUUCGCAAUUUGGUGGACAUCGGUGAGCUGGACAACACGGAGAUUGUGAUGCGUCUGCAGACGCAUAUCGACAGCGGCAACAUUUUUUACACGGACCUCAACGGAUUGCAGCACAUUAAGCGGCGCCGUUUGGAGAAACUCCCUCUGCAGGCCAACUAUUAUCCCAUUCCCACUGGCAUGUUCAUCGAGGAUGCCAAUAUGCGGCUUACACUUCUUACGGGGCAACCUUUAGGUGGCUCUUCCUUGGCUUCUGGCGAGCUUGAGAUCAUGCAGGACCGCCGCCUGGCCAGUGACGAUGAGCGAGGACUCGGCCAAGGCGUACUGGACAAUAAGCCGGUAUUGCACAUAUACCGCCUGGUGCUGGAGAGGAUCAACAACUGUGUCAAGCCUUCUGAGUCCCAUCCGGCGGGUUACCUUACCAGUGCCGCCUACAAAGCCUCACAAUCGCUGCUCGAUCCCCUGGACAAGUUUAUAUUUGCUGAGAACGAGUGGAUUGGAGUGCAGGGGCAGUUUGGCGGCGAUCAUGUGUCAGCUAGCGAGGAUCUUGAUGUGUCCGUGAUGAGGCGACUAACCAAGAGCACGGCCAAGACGCAGCGCGUGGGCUACGUCCUGCAUCGCACUAAUUUGAUGCAGUGCGGCGCCACAGAGAAUCACUCUCAAAAGUUGGAUGUGUGUCACCUGCUGCCACACACGGCCAGAUGUGAGCGCACCACGCUCACUUUCCUACAGAAUCUGGAGCGUUUUGAGACCAUGGUGGCGCCAGAGGUGUGCCCCAUGGAAACGGCUGCGUAUGUGAGCAGCCAUACGAGCUGAUCAUCAUGGAUCCACCGGCUAGAAGGAGCGAUGGAAAACGAGAUGCAGCAGCCCCUUAAGGAUAACCUAUGAAUCUCGGACGCAAACUCACUGCAAAUACAGGCAAUCUAAGUUUAACGUUCAACACAAGCACUGAUCGCACCACACACCAGACCAUGCGUAAUCCAAAAACUACGUAUCAUUUAUUUAUUCAAGCUUCCUCACCACAAGGGAUGGACUAAAGGUCCCAUCCUACUUAUGACGCAGCAAACGGCGGUUGUGCGCACUCGUGUAACUUCAGAUUUUACGUUCUUUUCCCCUUAGGUUUUUACGUUUUGUGAUAUCCCUCCAGUCCCACAAUAAGCAAUACAUGUCUGUCUUCGGUAUCCCGCCCCCGGGAUAUCGCCUAAAAAAACUCUGAAUCGUAACUAUAACUUAUCGUAUAACUGUAAUUGUAGCCUUAGUGAUAAUGACGCAAAUGCAAUGGCAAUGAUAUUACUUGACAAUUGUUUGUAACAAAUCCAAUAAAUUGAGUCUCAUUUUAAAAA
Messenger RNA from Drosophila kikkawai, 3969 nucleotides. RefSeq names its product alpha-mannosidase 2 (gene alpha-Man-IIa). Gene Ontology annotation, biological process: N-glycan processing; mannose metabolic process; protein deglycosylation. Lineage: Eukaryota; Metazoa; Arthropoda; Insecta; Diptera; Drosophilidae. Gene Ontology annotation, molecular function: alpha-mannosidase activity; carbohydrate binding. The record is from RefSeq and is a predicted model, not a curated record. Gene Ontology annotation, cellular component: Golgi membrane.